CUGUAACCUUCCUAUGAUCUUCUCUUCUUCUUCCUCAUACACAAACACAAAACUCCAAUAAUUCAAUUCACACUUGUAUACAUAAAUAUAUACCAAUAAAAAACCUUAUCACUUGUCAGUUAUCAUCACCAUCUCCUCACUACAUCUAAUUACAAGGUCACUAUCUCCAUCUCCAUGGGCAGUACUUCUUGGAAGCAGAAAUUGAUGAAAGAGCUCGUUGAUGGGCAGGAAUCUGCAACCCAAUUGCAGGUUCUCCUUCAAAAGCCCUUUAGUGAAAAUGGGUCCUCUCAAUUUUCAUCAGGGGAUGAGCAUUUGGUGAAGAUCUUGGGAUCCUUCACUGAGUCUCUCUCUCUGUUGAUGAUGAUGGGUUCUAGUAAUAAUUGUGAGUCUGACAACAAUAAUUCACAAGCGGGUUCUGGCUCAGUGUGUUGUGACCACGAGAGUAGGAGUUCUGAUGAGAAUUGUAGUGAGAGUAGGAAAAGAGUCCCUUCUUUGAAGGAUAAGAGAGGCUGCUACAAGAGAAAAAAGAACUCACAAUCAUGGACAACAGUCUCUUCCACUGUCGACGAUGUCUAUGCUUGGAGAAAAUAUGGCCAAAAGGAGAUUCUAAAUGCUAAAUACCCAAGGAGUUACUUUAGAUGCACUCACAAGUAUGAACAAGGUUGCAAAGCUACAAAGCAAGUCCAGAGAAUGGAGGAUCAACCAGAGAUGUUCCAGACAACUUAUAGUGGCAAUCACACAUGCAGAAAUGUUGUCAAGGCCCCUCCAAAUAUCAAAAUAGACCCAGAAUCUUGUUGGGGACCUUGUGUUCUUACUCCAGAAUCAAAGAUUCCGACAACAAUAAAACAAGAGCCCUCCAAGGGAGAAGAGAUCCCAAGUGGUGCUGAUGGUGAUGAACUGAACAGCAGUUUGUGGAAGGAUCUAAUGCCUUUUGAGUACUCAUGCGAGCCUGCAUCAAUGGUUUCUAAUGUGUAUUCUUGCUACACAGAUAUCACUUUUCAAGAUAGUUUGGACAUUGAUUCAGUCACUUUUGACAGUGAUUUUACCUUUGAUAUUUGAGGGAGUAAUCUGCAGGUUUUUUUUGAUCCUUCUCCUGUAAUGUGUACUAUAUAUGUAUACAUAUAUAGCUUAUUAAGGCAAAUUCUCUUGUAUCUUUGUAUUGAUGACCUUUAAAUUUGUGGAAUAAUAACAUCAUUUGAGGAA
Tripterygium wilfordii is the source of this 1203-nucleotide messenger RNA. RefSeq names its product WRKY DNA-binding transcription factor 70-like. Gene Ontology annotation, biological process: regulation of DNA-templated transcription. NCBI's taxonomy places the organism in Eukaryota, Viridiplantae, Streptophyta, Magnoliopsida, Celastrales, Celastraceae. Gene Ontology annotation, molecular function: DNA-binding transcription factor activity; sequence-specific DNA binding. Bases 175 to 1059 code for a protein of 294 amino acids. The transcript is spliced from 3 exons. The record is from RefSeq and is a predicted model, not a curated record.